CCCAAUAGUUACGCUGUAAAUAAAGCCACAACUUUAUAGAAAAUGUUUACGAUUCUGGCCUUACUCCAAUUAGAACAACAGGCUUCACUUAAAUCCAGAUUCCCAAUAAAACGAUUGUAAGUGCUAUGACAUCAUCGCCCACAGCAUGUUAUUGUAGUGCGUAAUACGAUGCAAGGUGACUCAUACAAGUUACGAUUGAGUAAAGCUACCACUCAUCCCACGGGCGGAAUCAUUCGAUAAAACUUUGUAUGGCAGAUGUCGAUGCCGCCCGAGCUAUCGAUGCCGGUGCAGCGUGGCCUGCGGACCAUGAUUUCCGGAGUUAUGUUGGUCCAGUGCUUCACCGUCUACGUCUACCUCGCCACUUAUAUCGUCUUGCUCUAUCCUGUUUUCCUGGAAGAACGACCUAACCUUCUGUUGCCUUGGCUGUUGCUUGCUGCAAUACGAAAGUUCCUGUGCGAGCUAACGAGCCUGGCUCUAGGACUCGGCACUUGCGUGUUGCUCGGCCCGGCGCGGCCGCCCUGCAUCAAAUUCGUCGUGUUUAAGAUAGCUUCUAUCACACCCGCCUUCUAUAUGUGGAUGCUUGUCCUCAGUUACUACAACACGUUGAAAGUGGCAGCAGCGUUCAAGCGGUUCCCGACAGUGAUGCAGUCGAGCGACCACGAUUAUGGGCUGGAACUGGCCGUGCGCCGGCGCCGUACCAAGUCCCUGCAAGACGAGGAGCAGCUCCGCAGAAAACUUGUCGCUUCCUUUAACUACGGGGACAGAACUGCAACACCACAAAUAUCUACAGCGCCCCGGCUAAAAUCCGAGAUUGCGUCACGCAUGGCUCAUUCAACGCAUGUGGAUUUUGAAAAUAUGAAAGCAGAGUUGGAAGAAGCACUUGGUCCACCUAUAAUAAUACCUGGACCGACAGACCGGGUGAUGGCGGACCUGGGUUCAUACGAAGACUGGUGUGGUAGUGAAAUGAUAGUACCUCGUGACACUGACCGCAUUCUGGAACAAUUUGCUAUAAUGAUGUUGCGGAUUGGAUCAUUCCUAAAAGUAGAAGGAUCUUACGCAAUAAAAAGAUUUACCUCACAAACAAAUGCUGAGAAUCCUCCAGAUAACAUGGAUUGCACGGCAAUGCAGAGCCAGAAUUCAGAUACACCACCUCUAGUUGGAACUAGCAAACAGAAUACUGCUGCGUAUCUACAAGAUUAUCCGCAAAUAUUUAUGAAAAAGCCUUACGAAACUGAUCAACUUAACGUUAACGACCCUGAAUCGACUAAAUUAAAAGAACCAACAUUAAUUAGCCAAACACAAUCACAUAAAACUACCGAAAAUAAUGCGACAUCGUUAAGUCCAAGAAUAUUACUUGAAAAUUAUGAUAUUGACUCAAUAACAUUAAAUCGAAAAUCAUCACUUGACAAAUAUCACAAUAAUGAGAUACCCGAAAAUCAAAACGGCACGAUGACACCGAAAUCUGAACAAAAAUCUGAAACGAACAAUUCUACAGACGCCUUAAAGAUUAAUUCAAAAUCUUUAGUAAGUCAAUAUUUUGAUCAAAAUGUAGGCUUAGAGAUGCAAUACAGCAAUCCAUCGGUUUCAAAAAAUUAUACGAAAGAAGCGCCAGACACGUUACAAGAUAAUAUAAAUACUGUACUGCCUUUAGAAGAACAAACUAUAUACACUGUGGAUUUAGAUAAUAAACCUGAAACACAUACUACUAUGACGGAGAGAGAUAUCAAACAGAUGUCGGAUGAAUUAUACCCAACUUCAUUGAUUUCAUUUCAAACAGAUCUAAAUACAAGAAGGUCUAUUACUAUUUUAUCUUCAUCUUUAGAGAGUUUAGAAAAAUAUGAAAAAAAUAUUGAAGAAAAUCAACAUAAAAACGAGAAUCUUACAAAAGAUACAGAAAAUGAAGCAGAUAAUCCUUCUUCAACCCAAGCAAAUCAGCGUUCUUCAAAUAGUGUUACAGAAUCUAAGAAAGAAAAAUAAAUAGCUAACUCAAGAUUUUUA
This is a messenger RNA of Pectinophora gossypiella (pink bollworm), 1998 nucleotides long. RefSeq lists its product as uncharacterized. Bases 256 to 1977 code for a protein of 573 amino acids. Lineage: Eukaryota; Metazoa; Arthropoda; Insecta; Lepidoptera; Gelechiidae. The record is from RefSeq and is a predicted model, not a curated record. The transcript is spliced from 5 exons.